CGAACGAGACUAUCGAUGCGAGUGAGACAGAGGAACCGUAUGAGUGCUAUAGUGAAGCGACGUCACUGUCGUCGAAUACGUGCGAAAGAAAAUCGGGGUGAUUUCAAGACGCUCACGGUUGUCGUUCGUCGUAGGUGUUUCUCCCGCGACAAAUCCCGCUGUUAAAACGGAGUGCUGUGCUCUUUUCACGCGUGUGCGUAACGAAAGCAAACAAAAGAGUUAUCGCAAGAUUUCCGGAAGAAAAAACUAGUACGUAUACUCGGUCGGAGGUAGCGAGUAGUGCGAUUAUUACGUGUGUGCCGGCGUCUAGGAUAUAUACGUUUACGUUGUCGCGUAAUCGGUGUUUUCAUCCCGUACCAGUAUUUAUCGCGUCGGAUAUAAUAUUAGCGACGUUAGUGCUGUCACGUCUGUUAUUGUCCGCGUUUCCAGUAGCCAUGCAAAAAAGCGAUAAAUCAGUAACUGGUCUGUGGCAGCCAUUUUCCAGAUGAGUUUUCCCCUUUCUUUCGAUAAGCAAAGUGCGCUAUGCCGUGAAACAGAGAGAGAUAGCGCGAGGUAGCUAGAUAGAGGAAGAGAAAGAAACUGUGAUCGAGGAAUAGGAGAAGAAACGGUGCUCUAUUAUGUGUCGCGAGGUACGUUCGAUAAAUGCAUCAUUUCACGGUUAACCGCCGAAAUUGACAAACGCGACUUAUGCAGUCUCGUAUUUCGACGAGCGUUUAACCUUGCUGGUUGAUCGAUGCGAAAAAGAAUUAUCUAGGGAAGUAACGAAGAAGAGCGAGUUCUCGUGUGCGUGUAUGUGUAUGUACGCUCGUGUGCGCGAGAGAGAUAGAAAGUGAGUGUGCGAGUGUAUGUGUGUUAAGGGGGGAUGUAACACGAACAAUACAGAGACCCCCCAUUGCCGUGUGUUCGGUCGUCUGUUCGUAAUCACGUAUUACGACCGUUCCUGUGACUCGUAAGAACCGUCAUGAUGUCAGGCCCAGUUUACAAGUAGCCUCCUCCGUAAUUUUUCUGCUAAUUAAAAUGCGACCUACGGUUCGUCGCGACACGAAAUUCCCUUUUUAAUUCGGUAACCUUAAAAUUCUCGAACGAAUCGAAGAUUCUCCGAGCGCCGUUGAGAAAAAACGAGGGGAGGCUCGCUCUGAUCUGAUCGCGCAAUGAGAAAACGGCUUUGUGCCUUACUUCAAGUUUUAAGCUGACUAGAGUGAUACAGUAUUUCAACGCACAACAGCAGCUCUUUGUAAACAUACUGCAUUUUUACAAAUAAUUUGCAUGGAGGUAAUUCAAUAUGUAAAUCAUUUACAUUUAUUUGAUAUGUCAGAAGAGUGUUGUGGGGUUAAUAAUGAAUCAAAAGCUUCUAUUGGUGUAAUACAAUUUCCUGUAUCCAAAUUUACUUAUCGAUUACGAAGAGUUUAUGAAAAGUGUGUUGAUAGUGCAUAUUUUGGUGAAGACGUCAGUGAUGUGAUGUAACUGAACAACUUGGAUAUCAGUGUAAUAAUGUAGUGCCAACUUUACAGAUGGAUAAACAGGGAUGACUGAUAAUUGCUGGAAUUCUGGUGGUGGCGCUGGCGUCAAGAUGGAGCACUUUCAGGCCGCCCUGGACCCAAGGAAGCAGGAGUUAUUGGAGGCUCGCUUUUUCGGAGCAAGGAUGUCUGCUGGGUCACAAAUUCAGAUGGCACCUCAAUCAACUGUAAACUCUGGUCAGUCAGUUCAUAGUCAAGACUCGAACAUGAGCACUGGCUCAUCACAUAGUGAUAAGGAGGUAGAUCCAAAUACUCCGGAAAAAGUACCGAGAACUCCUUCAGAAAGGAAAAGAAAACGUAAAGCCGAUGAUGGAGGUGGAGGAGUAACAGGAGGACCUAUAGGAAGCAAAGGGUCUAGAUCUGUUGCUGCUCUUGAAAAUAAAAAAAUCAACGAGUAUUUUCCAAAGCACCACGUAGGCAAUAGUCCCAUUAGGCAUGGAGGUGCUAAAAGUCCCUCCCCUCAACAGGGGUAUCCUAUGUAUCCACCAUCGCCUCAACAACUCCUUUCACCGCAAGUAACAACACCCAAUUCUUCAGUGGCAGAAUUUUCUUCACUGAUGCAGCCGCCAAGACCUCAUCCUCAACCUCCACCUCCUCCUCCACCAGCCUCGACACAACCUGCAGGCUCAAUGGUCAGCAAGCAGGUGCAGGUAAGGCCUACCAACCUCAGUAGGACAAGCCAGGUCAGGCAAGCGAAGACUAACACCCCAAAUACAGAACUUACUUGCCAGAGGAUACAGGAAUUCGAAACUCAAGCCUCUUCAGAUUUAGAAUUACGAAACAAUAAAAUCGAUGAAUUAAAUAGAACAACAGACGAACUUAGGCAUCAAAUGGCUAAUCAACAAAAAUUAAUUGAGCAGCACAAAUCCCAUAUAAAUAAGUGUAUAGAUGUUGUAAAGAAAUUACUGAAAGAAAAAUCAAACAUAGAAAAAAAAGAGGCUAGACAAAAGUGUAUGCAAAAUAGACUAAGGUUGGGUCAAUUUGUAACUCAGAGGGUGGGUGCAACGUUUCAAGAGAAUUGGACGGACGGUUAUGCGUUUCAAGAAUUAGCACGACGGCAAGAAGAAAUUGCGACUGAACGAGAAGAAAUUGAUAAACAAAAAAAACUGCUACUCAAAAAGAGGCCAUCAAACAGUGAAACUGGUAGGAAACGGAGUCAGCCUCAACCUUCUUUGCAUAAUGGCACAGAAGCUACAUUCUUAAAGCCAGAUGCAGUACCUGGAUCUUAUACGUGGCAGGAGUAUUAUGAAGCUGAUGAAAUACUCAAGUUGAGACAAAGUGCAUUGAAGAAAGAAGAUGCAGACUUACAACUGGAAAUGGAAAAACUCGAAAGAGAAAGGAACUUACACAUCAGAGAGCUGAAACGUAUUCACAACGAGGACCAAUCGAGAUUUAAUUCUCAUCCUGUAUUGAAUGAACGUUACCUUUUACUAAUGUUGUUAGGAAAAGGUGGCUUCAGUGAGGUGCAUAAGGCAUUUGACUUAAAAGAGCAACGAUAUGUCGCUUGUAAAGUGCAUCAACUAAAUAAAGACUGGAAAGAGGAUAAGAAAGCUAAUUAUAUUAAGCAUGCGUUACGAGAGUACAAUAUACAUAAGGCUCUUGAUCAUCCUCGUGUUGUGAAAUUGUAUGAUGUGUUUGAAAUUGACGCCAAUUCUUUUUGUACUGUCUUGGAAUAUUGUGAUGGCCAUGAUUUAGAUUUUUACCUCAAGCAGCAUAAGACUAUACCUGAAAGAGAAGCAAGAUCUAUCGUUAUGCAAGUUGUAUCUGCAUUAAAGUACCUCAAUGAAAUAAAACCCCCCGUAAUACAUUAUGAUUUAAAGCCAGGUAAUAUAUUAUUAACUGAAGGUAAUGUUUGCGGAGAGAUAAAAAUUACAGACUUCGGAUUAAGCAAAGUAAUGGAUGAAGAAAACUAUAAUCCAGACCAUGGAAUGGAUUUAACAUCUCAAGGAGCUGGUACCUACUGGUAUCUUCCGCCAGAAUGUUUUGUUAUUGGUAAAAAUCCUCCUAAAAUAUCGUCAAAAGUCGAUGUAUGGAGCGUAGGUGUUAUAUUUUAUCAAUGUCUCUACGGCAAAAAGCCUUUUGGACAUAAUCAAUCUCAAGCCACCAUUUUAGAAGAAAAUACAAUUUUAAAAGCCACUGAAGUGCAGUUUGCAAAUAAACCAACGGUUAGCAACGAAGCAAAGAGUUUCAUAAGAAGUUGCCUAGCAUAUAGGAAAGAAGAGCGCAUAGAUGUAUUGACAUUAGCUAGACACGAAUAUUUACAACCUCCAGUGCCAAAACAUGGCCGCCAAGCGAAUAAUCAACAGCAGCAGCAGCAACAACAACAGAUCCAACAACAGCAACAAACGUCGUUUAGCAUUGGCAUGUUUAGUGGUAUGAAUGCGUCAAGCAGUUCGUAGUGGAAAAGAACUGAAAACAAAAUCUUCAAUAUGCUAAUACAUGCCAAAUCUUGAACACUGAACUGCACACCAUCUCAUCUUAGGAACAUAGCAAUUGCUAUAACGAAUUGUAAAUACUAAAAAAAACCGGAUAGUAUCACCAUCACCAAUGCCACGAUUACCACUACCACUCCACUACCACCAUCACUAUCACCACCACCUCUACCACACUUCUACAAGUACACUUACAGGCCGACUACAUAGGACAUUGCAAGAGAGAUGCGAGACUGGUCGCCGCAAGUCCAGGAGCUUGCGUCUUUCUAGAAGACAAGUUACAUUAUUCAGCAUGACAAAAAAAAUGUUGUGUUCGUAAAUAUUCAAUUGUAUUAUCGUUCCUUGUAUCAAACAGUGGGCUGACUUGAUAAAUAGUGUUUAAAAAGAAAAACGAAACAAAAAAUGAAAGAAACAGAUAAACAUGUGAUAAGUCAUUGUGAAUUAAAAAAAAGUGAAGUUCAAAUUAAGAAGAAAAGAAAACAAAAGGGAUACGACGAUGGAAAAUUAUUGCAAGUGAAUUUACUCGGUGAAUUAAAAAAAAAGAGAGCAACGGAAGAUGAUGUAUCCGAGGCAAAGCGUGUCAGAGCAGUUGGAGGGACUUUGCUUUUCGCGGAGACGUUCCUCUCUUCUGAAGUUACGUAUGCAUGAAUGAGUGUGACGAAAGAUUGUUAAAACUAGCGUGCGUGUAUAUAUUUAUACUAUAUAUAUAUAUACUAAUAAAUCCGAUAUAAUAUAUAUAUAUGGUGUAAAGAAACAGGACAGCAUUGACAGUGGAAAGACAACUGUGGUGGAUCCUCGCAUGACCUCCGUGCAGUCAAGUAUUCCAUGAAUAUUUGACUGCAUAUCAUGUUACUUUAUUCAAAUAUUAACAUUAUUACUUAUAUCAUGACUAAUAACAAUUAACAUACACACACGAGGAAAUUUGGUUGGUUGUUCCUAUUCUGAAACGAGUGGGCUUUAUCUAUAAACAGGAUUGAUUGGUCUAAGGUUUGAAUGCAAAGAAAGUUCAAGAAUUGCGAUACUCCCAAAUGAAAAAAGAAAUGUAUCAAAAUCGUAGUUCACCACUUUACAUGAUCCGUGCACAUGUACAUUUUUGAUCCAGAAUUUUCCAAUAGAGUUAACUCGCCUUUUUUUUCUAGAGUGGACUUCGCCGCAUUAUGAUCUUACUUUUCUCUUUUUUUCGUGAUAUAUAUCAUUCGUAUAAUCAGGCGUUAAAAAAAUUUUAAGGUAAGAAUCAUGAUACUAUAUCGACCUGAUUACUAUUUCUUUAUUCAUAAUUUGUUUUAUAUAUGUACGUUAUAUAGAUAAUUAUGAAAUAGAAGAUUAAGUUAUUUUAUCAAGUGCCCUUGCUUUGUAUUAUAGUCGUGUCUGUCGACAAAUUGCAGCUUUUGGGAGUAAGAGAGAGUUGUUAAAAAUGUUGUAAGUUGUUGGUACAAUGAUGUGGGCACGGUAUUGAUCAUUCAAUACCAACACGAUUGGCAAAGUAUGGUCAGAGGAGAAUACAUUACAAGUCUGAACAGAGUCUACUAUCAGAUCCAUCGCUUCUAUUCUAAAAGCCAACCGUUCCUGCUUCCCUCUCCCGUUUCUCUUACGGUUUUUUCAAAUUUCAAAACGUAUACUUUUUCGAUUCUUCCACGAGGAAGUGCUUUUUGUAAACUGUGUUGGAAGAUGAAACUAGUCAGAGGCUGAGCAAAUUUAUUUCACUUUUUUUUCCGAGAUGUAUGCAUAAUUGUCCAAAAUUUAACAACUUCCUAUUUUUAAACCUAUUUAUAAAUUAUACUUUACGUGUAUUCAAGAAGAAUCAACAUUGUAAUUUAGCAAAACGUCUCCUAGGUUGCUUAGAAAUUUCGCUUGAAUAUAACAGCUUGCGAUAGUCGCGAUUAGUUCUACGAUAUCGUUUUAUUUAUUAUAAUUUAAUCGUUGCUAAAACAACAGUUGUUGCAUACUAUUCUUGGACAAAAGUAUAAACACAAAACGUACUUUGGCCAGUAAAAUUUACGAAAAACACUUCUUUUAAAUGAAAAAAAGAAAAAAGUAUCGUUUUUCUACGAUGACGAUUAAGAAAUUGGACAAUUAAAUUACUUAAUAUGGAAGAAAAAGGAUAAAGAAGUGAAAGAAAUCAUUUAACGAGCAUUUAUUGCAUAAAAUCUCGGUCUGAGAUUAAUUUGUAAUGAUAGGAAGCAAAUCUAUACCAAGCCAUGUUUAUAUGUUUUGCGAUAGAAACAAUUUUGCAUUUGUAUAUAAUGAAAACUCCUUAAAAAUGCAUCGUUAAUAAAAUUAUCAAACGCAUAUAUCGGAAACAAAUUUUUUUUCUAAAAGAUCUGUUUGUUGUCUCUUUUUUUUCUCUCUCGUUUUAAUGACAAAAUUUGUUGCACAAAAGUCCCCAAUUAUUAUCUGAUCAGUAAAUACAUUGCUUGAAAUUUAAAACGUAUGGGUCUCAUCCGUAGACCAAAAACAUUAGAAAAUAAUAUUUUUAGCUCUACGUGCUCAUAUAAUUGUACAUGUAGAGUUUGAGGUAUUAUUAUGAAUUAACAAAAAAAGAAAUAAUUAAAAUAACAAAUCUUUAAUAAAUAAUAAAUCUUUUUUAUUGCCCCUACGUGUCAGCAUAGUCACGAUCUUCCUCAUAAACAACAGGAAUUGCGUCGAGGAUGGUGUAUGAAACGUUAUAGCAAUAAAUUUACGUAUUUGUGUAUAAUUUAAACUUAGUAAACUUAUUAAUUAAAUAUGAA
This is a messenger RNA of Megachile rotundata (alfalfa leafcutting bee), 6678 nucleotides long. It is a transcript of the gene Tlk, whose product is annotated as Tousled-like kinase. NCBI's taxonomy places the organism in Eukaryota, Metazoa, Arthropoda, Insecta, Hymenoptera, Megachilidae. Gene Ontology annotation, biological process: intracellular signal transduction; peptidyl-serine phosphorylation; chromosome segregation. The record is from RefSeq and is a predicted model, not a curated record. Gene Ontology annotation, cellular component: nucleus. Gene Ontology annotation, molecular function: protein serine/threonine kinase activity; ATP binding.